Pararge aegeria (speckled wood butterfly) is the source of this 504-nucleotide messenger RNA. RefSeq lists its product as uncharacterized. The record is from RefSeq and is a predicted model, not a curated record. Lineage: Eukaryota; Metazoa; Arthropoda; Insecta; Lepidoptera; Nymphalidae. The coding region runs from base 1 to 504 and encodes 167 amino acids. The transcript is spliced from 2 exons.
AUGGCAAGAAAAUACAUGGAGCGAAGAUUUUCAAAAUCGCAACGCACAACAAUACCAUCGAGUUUCAAAAUACCCGAACCGUACGAAUUCUACAACAAAGCAACACCAUUUGUGCAAAGGACUCUACUAUUUGUCGCUGACGAGAGCACCGCACCUAAACCAAGUUGUAGCACACCAAGUGAAAUCGCAACUGUUACUCAAGACAUUCCGGAAGAACCGAGCGCGUCUAAGUCAAGCGACGAGCAAGAAAAAUCGCCUAAAAAGAGCUCAUUUUUCUUUUCCCCCUCGAAAAGUUGUAAGAUUCAUGGGCGCAGCUUUUUCCGGCUUCAGACGAGCCCAAAGAAGAAAAGCGAGAGCGACGUAACUACGGGUAACAAGGCCGGCACGCCGGGGGGACUGAUAAGCUAUGCCCCCGGCUGGUCCCUCAAGGGUGAGCAUCUUAUGAAAUGGCAAGACUCCGGGAAAACGACAAUCGAGGUAGCUUCGCUGCAAAGGAAUAAAUAG